CUUCUACCAGGACAGUCAGAGGCAGACAUCAGGUUCUUCCCUGAAGAUUUAAGGGAUCCAAUCAGACAUCAUACAGAUUCCAGCACUCCAGCCUCUUCGUAAAUAACUGCAGAAAUGAGCCACGGGGAGGUGACUUACACAGAUGUGAGAUUUCACUCUUCUUCACAGGAGAGGAGGAGCCAAAGAUCUCAGAAGUCUGAAAAGAACCAAAGGCCUCAGAACAAUGAGAGCAAAGAAAUGAGAGAAACAGAGGUGACUUACAUGGACGUGAGAUUUCACUGUUCUUCGCAGGAGAGGAGGAGCCAAAGAUCUCAGAACUCUGAGAAAGACCAAAGGCCUCAGAACUCUGAGAGCAAAGUUUUGUCCUUAGAUUCUCCUGCUCUGCCCACUCCCCGGAGGAGACUCAUUACAGGAAUUCUGGGAAUCCUCUGCCUAAUACUACUGGUAACAGUAGUAGUCUUAGUCGCCAUACGGGAUAAAAACAGUUCAUGUCCAGAAAAAUGGAAACCACAUGGACACUUCUGUUACCUCUUCACUACUGACUGGAAAUCCUGGCAAGAGAGUAAAGGUGAUUGUACUUCUUUGGACUCCAAACUUCUUGACAUCAAAAAUAAGGAAGAACUGGAGUUUUCCAAAUCACAAUUACAUGUUCCUCACUGGAUUGGACUAUCUCAUCAGGAAAGGAGUGAGUCCUGGCUGUGGGAGGAUGGCACAGCUUUCUCCAAAGACCUGUUUGCAGUAGCCCAAGAGAAUACCUCAGGGUGCUGUGUGCUUCUCUCUAAAGUAGAAGCCAAAUGCAUUCCUUGUGAGGAACCGUACCCCUGGAUUUGCAAGAAGGAGGCUGUGCAUCCAGAACCUGCUGCUCUGGCAGAAGGAAGGAAGAAAAGCCUCUAGAAUAUAUUCCUGCUCCAUUCCAAGUCCUGGCCACAUACACAGCCCCAAGGUCCUCAUUGUCACCAAUUUAACAUUCACUGCUGCUUCCAGUGUCAAUUGCUCUAAAUGCUUAGCUGUGGCCAUGGGAAAUGCUGAUGAGAGGUGGGAAGAAGAUGGGACUUGAUUAUUGUCCUUCAUUUGAUAAACCACUUGACUCAAGGAGGGAGCAGUCAGUCUGAACAGCCAGGCCCAAGCUGCAAUCUGGUUAGCUGUAUGAAGCUGGAAGGCUUUUUUUGUUGUUGUAGUACACAUUAAUAUUUCUAGGGCCACUUGCCUUAAGACAGUGGUUUUCAACCUGUGGUCUGUGGACUCCUGGGGUCCACAAACUGUGUAACAGGUCCACAUGUGAUACCUGUGAUCAAUCAAAAGUAUGUAAAUACCCACACUUACAUUUCAAAGGGGUCCACACCUCCAUUCAAAAUUUCCAAAGAGAGGCAGCAGCAUUUUUGUUUCCAGAAAUCAUACAUACACACACACCCUCCUUCAUCACAAGAAGCAGGGGCCCAAGCAGCCCUCCACAAAGUGCAGUGGUCUCAGCACAUAUGCCCAGUCUCCAAUGCUGGCCCUUUGCUGAGACCCACUGAGACACACUAGAUUAGAGGGCUGUGGCAAACUACUGGUCUGUGUCAAUCCCCUGAUUAUCAUGGCUGAUAUGGGUGGGCCUUUUUUCUUCCCACUGCUGCUGUCAUGGGGACUGCACACUGUGCCCUCUCAGGGAGGUUUCAUCAUGCUCUUACUUGCAUAUUAUUUUUCUCAAAUAAAAGAACCCUGACAGUGAAAGCUUCUGACUGCUCUUUGUGUCAGAAAAACUGUAAAAUAAGUAACUGCCUCUCCCUUUCUUGUUUAACGAGACUGCAGACUAAUGGCAAGUUACCUCAGGAUAAUUAGUAUUUACUCAGACUUUAUGGCUUAGAUGUGAGGUCUAAGGCUCAUCCAGUCCUAUGGACCAUAUGAGUGUUUUUGGGUCAGUCUGCAGGUCAAACCAGGAUUGAUCAACUAUACAGU
Molecule: messenger RNA, 1938 nt
Organism: Alligator sinensis (Chinese alligator)
Lineage: Eukaryota; Metazoa; Chordata; Crocodylia; Alligatoridae
Product: natural killer cells antigen CD94-like
Exons: 7
Coding region: 115-894 (259 amino acids)
Source: RefSeq, a predicted model, not a curated record